This is a messenger RNA of Dicentrarchus labrax (European seabass), 2109 nucleotides long. RefSeq names its product gamma-aminobutyric acid type A receptor subunit rho3a (gene gabrr3a). Lineage: Eukaryota; Metazoa; Chordata; Actinopteri; Moronidae. Gene Ontology annotation, biological process: nervous system process; signal transduction; regulation of membrane potential. The record is from RefSeq and is a predicted model, not a curated record. Bases 333 to 1748 code for a protein of 471 amino acids. Gene Ontology annotation, molecular function: GABA-A receptor activity; extracellular ligand-gated monoatomic ion channel activity; neurotransmitter receptor activity. Gene Ontology annotation, cellular component: membrane; GABA-A receptor complex; synapse. The transcript has 9 exons.
UCAGAGGGUGGGGACAGUGAGGAGCAACAUGUUGUGUCAGGAGACGUAAGCAGAGGGAUGGCACAGUGACAAGCAAACUCAACCAGGGGGGAUGUCUGUGCACUGGAGCUAAGCACUGGAUAUCUCGACUGAUGUUCACCAUGUUACAGGAGAUGAAAGAGCCGGAUAAUGCAGAAGUAGCCGGGUGUGUGCGUGGUGGGGCAGAAUGAGUGCUGCUGGGACAUGGACAUGCCAGUAGAGGACAGGGACAGCUGUGGCAUUCCCUGGGCGAGACACUGACGCAGUGGGAGGGACGUUUGGGUUCCUCUCGCCUUUCCAGCCCCAGCUUAACCAUGAGAGUGGUCCUCCUGGCCUUUAGACUGAUGUGCUUGGCCUGGUUGUGGCCUGUCACCCAGCUCAACAGCAGCAACUUCCCGAACAAGAGGAGACACAAGGAGCUGUACGUCGGAGAGAACACCAAACAAAAACAUGGAGGACGGGUGGAUCUUAAAUUGAAAAAGAUGGACAGCACCAAGUCUAUGCUAAUUAAAUCUGAGCAGCUGCUUCGGAUUGAAGAUCAUGACUUUGCAAUGAGGCCGGGCUUUGGAGGUUCAGCUAUUCCUGUUGGCAUCGACGUCCAGGUGGAGAGCAUUGACAGCAUAUCAGAAGUAAACAUGGACUUCACCAUGACUUUGUACCUGAGGCAUUACUGGCAGGACGAUCGCCUGGCCUUCCCUUCCAGCAGCAACAAGAGUCGUACCUUUGAUGCACGUCUCGUGAAGAAGAUUUGGGUUCCUGAUGUGUUCUUUGUCCACUCUAAGCGUUCUUUUAUCCAUGACACAACCAUGGAGAACAUCAUGCUGAGGGUUUAUCCUGAUGGCAAUAUCCUCUAUAGUGUCAGGAUCACUGUGACUGCACUUUGCUCAAUGGACUUCAGUAGUUUCCCCCUGGACACACAGAAUUGCUCUCUGGAGCUAGAGAGCUAUGCUUACAAUGAGAACGACCUAAUGCUCUACUGGAAGAACGGGAACGAUUCAUUAAGGACUGACGAGAUCGUGCUCUCUCAGUUUUUUAUUGAAGACUUCCAGCCUUCCUUUGGGCUUGCCUUCUACAGCAGUACUGGUUGGUACAAUCGGCUCUACAUAAACUUCAUUCUCAGGAGGCAUAUCUUCUUCUUCAUGCUUCAGACUUAUUUUCCCACCAUGCUGAUGGUGAUGCUAUCUUGGGUGUCUUUCUGGAUAGACCGGAGGGCUGUACCUGCCCGUGUCUCUCUGGGCAUCACCACCGUUCUGACAAUGUCCACCAUCAUCACCGGUGUCUCAGCCUCUAUGCCACAGGUGUCUUACGUCAAAGCCGUAGACAUCUACUUGUGGGCAAGCUUCCUGUUUGUCUUCCUGUCUGUCAUCGAGUACGCUGCUGUCAACUAUUUCACCACAGUGGAGGAGAUGAAGAAGCUCAGGAGUGCAAAGAUCCCCAACUACAAUGCCAGCCAGGCUAUGGCUUUCGACGGCUGUUUCCAUGACAACGAAAUUGACCUGACUUCUUUUCCAGAGGUCUCCAGCACCCCAAACACAGAGAGGAACACCCAGUCUCGAAACUCUAAUGCCUCUGCACCCACGGAAGGCACCAGGCUACGCCGCAAGCACCCUUUAAGACAAAACCUCAGCUUCAUAAUGAGCAACAGCUACAUGAUCGACUCCUACUCCAGAGUCAUAUUUCCCCUGGCUUACCUGCUCUUCAACAUAAUUUACUGGAGUAUGUAUGCAUAGUACAUUAACUGUGCAGCAGAAUAAACAGGAUUCACCAUUAUACAGUGUAACACCAACAGGCUGCAAAUACGCUCAAGUUUGCACAGCGUCUGCUAGAUAUCUUGCAUGAUGUCUUCUACUCAAGAGGUUUUCAGUUGUAACUUGGAAUAAAAAAAUCCGAGAUCAGCUGUUGCGUUGAAUGGCUGCAAUUUUUGCAGAUGUUUAUGUGUGUUUUUGGCAUGCCUGUUUUAUAAGAAAAAGUUUUAAACAAACAAAUAUAUUUACAUUUUUAGGAUUUUAUUUUAUUGCUUGAUUAGAAACAAAACAUUCAAUUGUAUAAUUACUGUACAACGUCUUGAAAAAUAAAUGUAUGCUCUUAAAA